Symbiodinium pilosum is the source of this 2253-nucleotide messenger RNA. NCBI's taxonomy places the organism in Eukaryota, Dinophyceae, Suessiales, Symbiodiniaceae. The record is from the annotation of a GenBank genome assembly.
AUGAACCGAUCUACUUCCAGCGACCUGAUUCGUCGUGCCAAGCGCAGCAUUCCCGGUGGCGUCAACUCACCUGUGCGCGCAUUCAAAGGCGUGGGCGGUGACCCGGUAUUUUUCAAUCGAGGCAACGGCCCGUACGUGUACGAUGUGGACAACAAUCAGUACGUCGAUUACGUGGGGUCAUGGGGACCCAUGAUUCUGGGUCACGGCCACCAGCCCACCGUGGACGCUGUUGUUGCUCAGGCACAAAAAGCUCUCGGCUUUGGUGCGCCGACUGAAGGCGAAAUCACGCUGGCAGAGGCCAUUAUCGAACGUGUCCCCAGCAUUGAAAAAGUGCGCAUGGUGAAUUCCGGUACCGAAGCAACGAUGUCAGCCAUUCGACUUGCACGUGGAUUUACCGGCCGCGACAAGAUUCUGAAAUUCACCGGCUGUUAUCACGGCCACUCAGAUUCACUGCUGGUAAAAGCAGGUAGUGGUGUACUGACGCUGGGCAUACCCAAUUCGCCUGGCGUACCUGCAGCCGUCGCCGCGGAUACGUUGAACGCACCUUUUAACGAUAUCAGCGCUGUGCAAGCCAUCUUUGCUCAGUACCCGGAACAGAUUGCCUGCAUCAUUGUUGAACCCAUUGCCGGAAAUAUGGGCUGCAUCCCACCGGUUGAAGGUUUUUUGGAGGGGCUUCAGGACAUUACCCGCAAGGAUGGCGCGCUGCUGAUUUUUGAUGAAGUCAUGACCGGCUUCCGCGUGCAUAAGGGCAGCGCUCAGGGCAUGUAUAAUAUCCAACCCGACUUAACCACACUGGGGAAAAUUGUUGGCGGCGGUCUGCCGGUUGGCGCAUUUGGCGGGCGCGCCGAUGUCAUGUCCUAUAUAGCUCCUGAAGGUCCGGUGUAUCAGGCAGGCACUCUGUCCGGCAACCCACUUGCGGUAAGCGCAGGUCUCAGCACUCUGUCGCACCUGGAUGACGCGUUGUACGAGCGCGUUGCACAAGCAACCGACGCGUUGGUUGCAGGCUUAAAGGCGUUGGCUGCCAAGCACAAAGUGCAAAUGGCCACGAAUCACGUCUGUGGCAUGUUUGGUCUGUUCUUUGAUGUGGAGCAGGUUGAAAACUUUGACCAUGUAUCAAACUCCAAUGUCGAAAAGUUCAACCGCUUUUUCCAUGCCAUGUUGGAUAAUGGUGUCUAUCUGGCACCUUCCGCAUUCGAAGCAGGAUUUGUCUCAGGCACACACAACAGCGAGGCAAUCGAAGCCACGAUCAACAUGUACGACGUUUUUGGACUGGGUAAUGCCCUGGUCGACACUGAAGUGAAUAUAGACGAAGGAUUUCUGCAUACGCAUCGAAUUGCUAAAGGGCACAUGACGCUGGUGGAUACCGAGCUGAUGCAAUCUCUCGUCGCUGCGGUCGCUGAACUGCCUAAGAACAGCUGCAGCGGCGGUUCUGCCGCCAACACUAUCUACGCUGUGCAGGGUCUAGGUUUGAAAGCUUGUUACAACUGCAGACUGGCCCAUGACCAAACCGGUGAUUUUUUUGUCCAGGACCUCACCGCCUCUGGCGUUGAAAUUAACGCCAAUGCCCAAGGUAACUCGGACACCGAGGGCCCGGGCAAUUCCGGUCAAUGCCUGGUACUCAUCACCGCUGAUGCCGAACGCACCAUGAUGACAGACCUGGGCGUAUCGGUUGAAUUGAGUAUCAACGAAGUCAACACUGAAGCAUUACAAAACUCUCGUUACUACUACGUAGAAGGCUACAUGGCAGCGUCACCCAGCGCGACCGCCGCAUCAGUUUACUGUCGUGAGCUGAGUGAGACGCAUGGCAUUGAUGUUGCUGUUUCACUUUCCGACGUAUCGAUGGUCGAAUUCUGUCGAGACGGCUUACAUCAAAUGUUAGGCAACGGCAUCAACCAACUGUUCUGCAAUGAAGAAGAAGCCCUAUCCUGGGCAAACACAGAUCGCAUAGACAUCGCGAUAAAAGAACUGAAGGACAUCGCUCCUGAAGUUUACGUCACCCUCGGCGCCAAAGGUUCUAUCGCUGUUGCCAGAGAAGGCGGUGGUGAAGCGCCUGGUGUCGCUGUAAAGCCGGUAGAUACCACAGGUGCGGGCGACAUCUACGCAGGCGCCGUUCUUGCAGCUCGUUGUCGCGGUGCUACGCCGGCCCAGGCAGCUCACUUUGCCAAUCGCUGCGCCGCGGAACUGAUUACCCACUAUGGCGCUCGACUGACCGCCAUUGAGGACUAUCAACGCCUGCUAGAGCAACACGGUUAG